Molecule: messenger RNA, 2358 nt
Organism: Xenopus tropicalis (tropical clawed frog)
Lineage: Eukaryota; Metazoa; Chordata; Amphibia; Anura; Pipidae
Source: RefSeq, a predicted model, not a curated record
UGUUCUGCAAUAAAUGAGCUCUCCUUGAGCCAAGACUCUUAUUCCCACAGUGCCUCGCAGGUUUCCGCAAUUUUUUUUCAAGACAGAAAAUGUAAUUCUGUCCAAUAUACAUUAUAAAAAAAUUAGUUAUUUGUAACUGUAAUUGCUAUUGGUCUGUGACUUUGAGACUCUGCGUUGAUUGUUCUGACUUCUGAUAUAAUAUAUUAGAAGUCAAUUGAUUUAACAAACCUACUGUAUGCUCUCCUAUACCUGAAGAAAGCAAGUCUUGGCUGGAGGAGAACUGGCUUCUGCUAAAUUGCAUUCACAAAUAAAAAAAAAAAUCACUUUCUAAUGAAUAAUGGAAACAUAUAUUUAUAUUAAUAUACCUUGAAUAAUUACAAAGCAUUGUGGAAAUUGGACUGUAAGUUAAAGGGAAAUCCGAUUUCUUCUACACACAGAUGUUUCUGUAGUCGGACAGCAGCGCAGCGAAUAGAAAGUGGCUUACAAUUCUAUUAUCUUCUAUUACAAACAUUUUUGUUUUUUUCAUUAACUGGGUGGAAGUCCCCAUAAAUGCAAAUCCUGCUGGUUGUUAGGCAGUUGACUCCAAUAUCUCUUUAGCAGGGUCCAUAACUUAGGAUGAAAAUUUUGUUUUAUGUAAAUAUAGUGAAUAUAGAUUCAUAUCUCAUUUGUCCCUUUAUACAUUCCUGUAGUUACACACAGACAUCUAAAUUACAAACAGGUUUAUUGUACUUGUAAAUUGGAGUAUUAAUCUAAAAAGACACUCUCCUAUAGAUAUUUGCUUUUCUACUGAGUGGUUGCUUCCCUGUAAAUCCUUCUGGCCAUGCAGGAGUUAAUGGAGUCCCGAGCUCUGCUGCAUCGCAGCAUUUGAGGGUUUGAUUUUCGAGGAUGGAAAGCAUUAGAGCAGCCAAUCGUAAGCCAGAUGGACUAGCAAAUCAGGAGCUGUCUUGCAUCUUGCAAGUGUGGGUACCAGACAUCACCAUCUGCCCUAGAAAAAUCUCGGCACAUGUGUGCAAUGGAUUCUUUUCACAGCUCUGGUGACCCCUAUCAAUGACACAGUCAGAAAGAGGGAGAUUAAUGUCUCCCCCUUCUGGGGGGAAGGAAAAUCUAAGGCAGCUCUAGUUUGUAUCCAAAACCACACUGACCACCUGUAUGUGGCUGCAGUGUGGUAGAAGUAUUCAGCACUGAGGAUCCGUUUGAUGAGCAGCUGAUAUUAUCUUGUGUCAUAUGGAUUCCACUCCGCAGAAGGAAGACCCACCUUGCAACAGAUUCUCUGAGUUCAUGCAGGUGCUCGCUGUACUGAAGUGGAUUCUGACAUUCCUAUUUCUUGGCCCAAUUUGCGUUCUUAUAAUCAUUUGGAUUUCCUGCAGCCCAUUAUGGCCUUUACUCGCAUUGUACAUGGUAUGGCUAGUAUCUGAUCGGAAAACACCAGAGAGAGGUGGAAGAAAAUCUGUGUGGAUGAGCAAAUGGACCAUAUGGAAACAUUUUAGAGACUAUUUUCCUGUAAGGCUUCACAAAACAGCAGAACUGGAUCCACAGCAAAAUUACAUCUUAGGGUACCACCCUCAUGGAAUUAUGAGCAUUGGUGCCUUCUGUAAUUUUGGCACAGACAGUACAGAAUUUUCUCAAUUGUUUCCUGGACUGAAAACAUAUCUUACCACUCUAGCUGGGAAUUUUAAGGUGCCUUUUUACCGAGAUUACCUACUGGCUGCAGGAAUGUGUUCAGUGACCCAUUCAUCCAUAGACUACCUCCUGUCCCACCAUGGUACUGGAAAUGCAGUGGUGAUUGUAGUGGGUGGUUCAGCAGAGGCAUUGCAUUGCAACAGGCAAAGCCAUAUUCUUACUCUAAAGAACAGAAAGGGCUUUGUAAAAAAGGCUCUCAUUCAUGGCUCGUCCUUGGUUCCUGUAUAUUCAUUUGGAGAGAACGAGGUUCUGCAUCAAUGCCACUUUGCAGUGGGAAGUUGGAAAAAAAGUCUUCAACAGAUGUUCCAACACUGGGUUGGAUUUGCUCCCUGUAUCUUUUAUGGGCAAGGGUUUUUCUCCAGCACUUCCAAAGGAAUAUUGCCCUUCCGGAAGCCCAUCAAUACUGUUGUUGGAAAGCCCAUCCCUUUGCCUAGAGUACAGAAACCCUCGGAGGAGCAAAUACAGAAAUACCAUGCUUUAUAUGUCGGCUCUCUACUUGAACUCUUCAAUACCCACAAGGAACGUUUUGGUCUACAGAAAAGUGACUCUCUGAUUCUACUUUAAAACGGACAGUUGGUUCCAGUUAAUAAUACAGUGAUAACACAUUGCAAUUCUUCCUUGGAUACUGAAAAUGUGAAUGUGACGUUAGAAGUAAUUAAAUUACUAAACUGGAAAGUA